Messenger RNA from Amoebophrya sp. A25, 1221 nucleotides. Lineage: Eukaryota; Dinophyceae; Syndiniales; Amoebophryaceae. The record is from the annotation of a GenBank genome assembly.
GUCGCAUGCCACGUCCGAGGACGUCGUAUCCUUGAAUGAACUAACGCUUGGCGAUCUAGAAUCAGGAUUCAGCACCGCGGACAGUGCACGCGCCGGUGUGUCGGCUUUUCAUCUAGGUAACGGCGCAAGCACUGGAAUUGUAAGUAAGAACACAGAUGUCCAUGCAGGUAACGGAACAAUUGCUGAACAACAACCAACGUGGUCACCGACAAGUGAGCCGGCCUUUCCACAAGGCGCCUCAGUUCCCAACAGACUCGCGAGCAAGUCGUAUGAUACAUCUUCAGCGAGAGCAGUUGUAAGAAUACCAAAGCAGAGUCCGGCUAGUGAUGCAGCCACAUCUUUAAUAUCUGAAGAGGAGAUGAUCCAUGCUGGCGGAUCCUUUUUGACUAAGUCUUCUUACGCCGAUCAUGACGAGCACAGACGAGCUUCAGCGCUUACUUCUGCACAUCAGCGCCAGACAAGGUCACCACUAGCUUCAAACCGCGUGUCCCCGGAAAUCCUACGCGCUGUGGCGGCCGCUUGGCUCAUUGAGUAUUUCUUCGUCUACAGCAACGGCCCAGAAUUCGCGGUGCUGCAGUUUUUGGAAUUUCACAACUACAACUUUGCGAAUACUUCUGAUGCGAUCGUUGAGGCUGUCAUUAGCCGCAAUGCGUACCUGUACCGCGUUCUCCUGCGAGGUUGCGUGCUCGUCGUAGACGACGAUGUUGGUGGAGGUUUCUCGAACGAGGUUGUCGGAGGAGCAACUACAGGUCCAAGCGUACCUUCGACGAGAACUACAUUGCAAAAGUACGCAACGCUACCGCUUCAUCCCAAGGAAAGACUGGCACGAGCGCUUUUGCGGCAAAGUGAGCCGGAUCUACGUGCUUUCUGCAGACGCGUCCGCUUUAAGGAGCCCAGGUGUUUGGUAGACCUAGUGCGGGCAGAUCGUGAGGGCUCACAAAUAAGCCUGCUAGAAGAGCUUGCUUCCGCACGCGCUGAGAGGGAACUACAAGUUACGACCACGUCCAAAAUCGUAUCGGUAACUACGUCUGCGAAUGCGGACAGGAAAAAACGAACAUCAAGAACUCUUUCACCAGGCGAUGAAAUUCGAGCCCAGCAGUUACGAGCAGCUGAUAUGUACCGCACGUGUGCGGUGCCCUCAUCGAAUGAAAACGUCUCAUCGAUGAAUGAAAAUAUAAAUACAUCUACUUCCACCCCAGAUGCAGAUGGUCGCACCUCCAC